CAACUGAAAUUCCCGCCUAAACUCAAAUGUUCACAGGUCCUGACUAUUUUGACCUUAUCAGAUACAUAUACAUAAAAUAGUUAGGGCAAGACGAGAAGUCGGAGAAGAGGAGGCGGCACAGCGACAAGAAAGCCGGCACGCUACCUUGGAUCUGGUAACUCGGCUGAUCUACUGCAUUGGGAAAUCUUUGAGUCUCCAAGCAUAACCCAGCAUGAAAUCAAAAUUUUGGGGAGUUCAGGUUAAAGGAAAGAAAUCUGAGUUUGUUUGUCCUGGAAAUGGCGAGCUGAUUCGUAUUUGUCAGAUUGCGCUUGGGGAUGAAAAUUUUGAGUCUGUCGAGCAUGUUGUGGUGUACUUGAUAGUUGAUGGAAAGAAAGUUGCAUUAGCUAGACUCUCAGGUGAGCUUCCUCAGCUAUCAGUUGACAUUGUCAUUGAGACGAAUUUCAGGCUUCUACACAACUGGAAGGAGGGAAGGGUCGAUUUGUGUGGUUAUAUAGUAAAUGAAGAAGUAGACGAGGCAGCAGAUGGUGAGGGUGAGCCUCCUGCUUCUGCUAAUUCUGCUCCUGCUGCUUCUGAGCCACCAUCCUCUGCAAAGUCUGAUGAUUCUGACGACGACCAUGUUGAGGACUUCUAUUAUGAUGAGCCACUUGAGAAGUUGGAUGAUGAGGAUAUAGACAAGGAUCUGGUUGAUGACUCGUUUGGAGUUAAGACUCCUGAGAAAUUUGAUGAUGACUAUCUAGACGAGGAUCAGGUAGAUAAUUUUUCUGAAGAUGAGACACAGACACCUGAAAAGGUUGAGUUCAACAUUGAAGUCCCUCAAAGAACAGAUGGUAAGAAAAGGAGUGCUCUCACAGAAUCUCCCUGCCCUGCAAAGAAACUAAAGAAAGACACAGCAGCUGAGAUACCUGAAUCAAUUGCAGAAUUUCCUUGCCAACUUUGCAACAAGACAUUUAAAUUGGAAAAGGGUUUGGAGUGUCAUAUUAAGGCUAAGCAUGAGGAAGCAAGUGCGGGCACAACAACUAGCUACCGUUCGAAGAAAUUUCUGAAAAAUUCAGUUGAAUUACAACUUGCUUGCGAAUUUUGCAACAAGUUAGUUCAUCCACAUCCUUACAUGUUAAGUUUCGUUUUAUCAUUUUUGUACCCGAGACUUGCUCAAGUAUUUUUCAGGAUAUUUAAGUCAGAAGCAGGUUUGGAAGAUCAUUCGAAGGCUAAGCACGGUAAAGAGUGAAGUAUGGGUGCUUUGUAGUAAUUGGAGUAGUUGUUUUGUUGUUGGUCUGUUGUUGCUCAGUGAGAGUUGUAGUAAAUGUGGGCUCCUUUUUUGGUAUAUAUCAUCCCAUGUUCCAAAACCUUUGGUACUAUUGGAUGAUCAACUGAGUUGAUGGUAGCUUUUUGUUUACAAAGUCUAUUUUAAAACAUCGGGGAUUAAACCCUUUUCAGGGAAAGUUUAUUACAAGCUCGUGCCUUGAUCUUUUGAUUCAUGUUUAGCAGUCUAAAAGUUUUCACCUGGGAAAACAAAGGACCGUGUAGCAGCACUUGGGGAACACAGAGUAUUAAGGACAUUUUCUCUUUCCAUCACAUAUGGUUAUUAUAUGAACUAGGAUAGUGUCCGUUGUUGUCGACUUUCUUUCUAUUAGUCAUAUAAUUUUUUUUCUAUUA
This is a messenger RNA of Daucus carota subsp. sativus, 1653 nucleotides long. Its product is annotated as histone deacetylase HDT3. The coding region runs from base 212 to 1225 and encodes 337 amino acids. NCBI's taxonomy places the organism in Eukaryota, Viridiplantae, Streptophyta, Magnoliopsida, Apiales, Apiaceae. The record is from RefSeq and is a predicted model, not a curated record. The transcript is spliced from 12 exons.